UUUUUUUUUUUUUAUAGCUCAGCUGUGGGUGUGUUCAGGGAAGUGAAAUUUCAUUGCUGGCAAUGCUGUAAAAGCUGCACUUUGGUUUUGCUUUUAUUUUCAAGGUGAAGCUGGCGCAGUGAAGAGGACACUUUAACUCUGCUUAAAUAACAGUUGUUUUAAACCAAACCUUUCCAUGGGAGAAACUCUCCCAAGGGUCCCGGGAGGAGGAGGAGGAGGAGGAGGAGACGGAGGAGGAGGAGGAGGAGGCCAGCUGCAGAGGGGCGCUUUGGGCAGACGUGUGCAGACCCUCAGGGUUAAGAUGGUGCUUCUGGGGAGCUCUAAUGUGGGAAAGUCCAGCCUGGCUUUACGAUUUGUCAAGGAUCACUUCAGGAGUUCAUCACCUACUGUAGGCUGCGCCUACCUGACCCAGGUGGUGCAUCUGAGCGACGUCACUCUUCGCUUUGAAAUAUGGGACACUGCAGGGCAGGAGAAAUACCACAGCAUCACCCCGCUGUACUACAGAGGAGCCCACGCUGCACUCGUGGUCUAUGACAUCAGCAAAAGGGAAACAUUCAUCAGAGCUCAGAUGUGGCUCAAAGAGCUCGAGAAACAAUACGUUCCAGGCUCCACGGUCAUAUGGCUGGUGGGCAACAAGGCAGAUCUGGGCGAGAGUCGACAAGUGUCACUGCAGGAAGCUCAGACUCUAGCCAGUGAACGGGGCUUGUGCUUUACAGAGACCUCGGCCUUAUCCGGGGACCAAGUCAGUGAGCUGCUUCAAGCUGUUGCCCACAGAGUGUACGAGUACAUCGGAGGAGAGCAGGGAGUUCUAUCAGAAUGGCAGGAGGUUCCCCUGGUUGAGCUGCAUCGCAGAGACUCGUAUCUUCCUUGGGGAUCCUGCUGCAAAGUUGGACCUUAGCUUGUGUGACCAUCAGUUGCAUCGCUGCCUAUGUUUUUAUCUUUCUUGGCACUUGAGGUACUUGGUCCAAGAAAAAAUAAUUCUGAUCUUAAUGGUUUAAGAUUCAGAAUGUGUAGUUCUGUAUUUUCUUGAUUCCAGACCCUACAAACCAAGAGACGACACAGUAUUUAUCCUUUGAUAUGUAUUAGAUUGAUCAAUCCAAACUGUAUCAUAUGUUUUUUUUUUUUUUUUUUUUUUUUUUUACUCCAAUAUCAUGUUUAGAAUAAUGAAUCUUUAGUUCAUCUAGUUGAGCCAUUUGUUUCUAACGCUAAACUUGCUGCAUUGAUUGUUCUCGUGGGGUAAAGAUCUGCAUCCAGGAGGCAGGACCCCCCCUCCCCUCCUCCCUUCAGUCUUAAUCCAGGCCAGACGUUGAACUGAUACCAAAUGCCCUCACUUAGUGUGUGUGUGUGUGUCCCCCCAAGAGAGUUCAGUCAAGUGUGGCUCUCCAGAUGCCUACACAAUAGGGCCCUUUAUGAAGACGACAAGUAGAUAUUUAAUAAACUGAUUAUUUAUGCCACAGUGGAUUUUGGAUGAUGGACUUCAACAAACUGUGUUCUUAUGCCAAAAUGCUAUGGUUAUGCUGAAAACCAUGUGAACCAGAUCAAAGACUGUAAGAGCCUCACAGAUCUGACUGUAAAAUGUAAAAUGUUAUAGUGUUCAUUAUUUCUGCUCUGUGCCACUCUGAGUUUUAGUCUUGAGUUCUGAGUCUGAUUGGUAACUGGAUGACUGUUGUUAUGUGUGGCCAGGUAGCUCCACACCUGGAGUGUUGAAUGCUGCUGUUUCUCCUCUCUCUCUGAGAGAGGUAGGCAUUUCCAAUCAAGUAGGGGAUAAAAAGGAGGAAGAGAGGGCCCAGCUCUCUCUCUCUCAUUCUGGGGCAGCAGGGGAAGGUUUGCUGUCUUUCAGCAAAGUUAACCCUUGGUUUUCUUAUUUUAGUUUGAGUUGGAGACCACCGGUAGUCCUGUUUGGCGUUUUUGUUUUAGGUUAUACCUUUCUUUUAAUUAGUGGGGGAAGCACAGGGUGCGACGGCCCAUUGCGUGGCUGGCCCUGUGUUUCCCUCUUUUGUUCCUUUUGGCGGGGGUCUCCAUCUCAUUUUGGUUUAUAACUUUAUGAGUUAUAACCUUUUUCCCCUUUUCUUCCCCAGUGUAAAUUUUUCAAUAAAGUUUCCUUUUUUUGGUUACCAUGAAA
Messenger RNA from Mugil cephalus (flathead mullet), 2122 nucleotides. RefSeq names its product ras-related protein Rab-17-like. The transcript has 5 exons. The record is from RefSeq and is a predicted model, not a curated record. Gene Ontology annotation, molecular function: GTPase activity; GTP binding. NCBI's taxonomy places the organism in Eukaryota, Metazoa, Chordata, Actinopteri, Mugiliformes, Mugilidae. Gene Ontology annotation, cellular component: endosome. Bases 176 to 898 code for a protein of 240 amino acids.